GAUGUACUUCUUCAUGCUCCUCUUAUUCGGGAUCCUGCUCUUAUACAGGGAGGUGAUCAUGGGGCAGUGGCUGCAUGUGGACAACAUCCGGGUCUGGAAGCAGCUCGUCCCCUGGCUGUGCAGCAUGAGCUAUGCUCGCAUUCUGGUAAAUGAGGGAUCCAGCCCCAGGCCAUCCCCGAUCUCCCUCUGUGGUCUCCAGGUCUCCGCCCACCGUGUCCACCCCCAGGUGUGCGUCUCGGUGAGCUUGUACAACAGCACCAUCAUCUCCUGGAAUUUCUUCUACUCCUUUGCUCACCCCCUGCCCUGGGACCACUGCCCACUGGUGAAGAACAUCAGUGUCACCGACUGGGCCCACCAGUACUUCUUGUACCACACCACCCUCCAUGCCUCGGACCACAGUGAAGAAGCGGCUGAAGCCCUCGUCCUGAACCGCAGCCUGGGUCGUCUUCUCAGUCGUGAUCACAGGGAUUUGGAUUUCAACGCCGAAUCGUCCUCCCGUAAUUCCAUCGUGUUACUUCUGGGCCACCUUGACACCGUUCAUAUUUCUACUCCUGACCGGGAGGCCCCCGCUGAUGCUCACCUCUGUCUUCCUCUCCUCCGUCAUCCUCCUCUGCCUCUUCCUGGAAGGUGUGGUCACGAGCCUCAGACGUAUGAUCACCACAGAGGUGAGGCCCGGGACUCCAAACCUUCUCCCUCCCUCGACUCUCAAGACCUCAGAGUCUCCUUCCCCCACAUCUGCUUUCCUUCUGACCCCAGCCUUCCUUUUAUCCUUUUGCUCUCUACCUUAGCCGACCCCUUAGCCUGCUUAUUUACUGGUAGUCCUACCCUUCCAAGCCCACUCCUAAACACUUCUCAGUCACCCACAGCUCUCUGCCUUGUCCUCCCUGGACCUGUGGCAUCAAGCAGGGGCCAUGUACCCUAUUCCCUGAGCCUGGGCACGGGGACCAUCAUCACCUUCACCUCCUACAAGGCCGGAGGUGACGAUUAUGUCAAGGUGGCCGCCAUUGCAGCCCUGGUCAACCUGAUAACCUCAACGCGGACGACAUCCAUCGUCUUUCUAGUGCAGGGAUUCUGGGCCACCACCAGUGGCCACGCCUGUGUUGAGAAGUGAGUAAUCAGAGCCUCACAGGUACAAGGAAAGGCCCCUCCCUUUACCUUAGCAAUCCAUCAGCUUCAUGGCCCUUCAGACUUAAGACCUUUCCAUUCAUAACAACAUCCUUUCUUCUCACAGCCAUUAAAAAAAGGAACGCAGCCAGACACAGUGGCUCACGCCUGUAACCCAGCACUUUGGGAGGCCAAGGCAGAUGGAUCACCUGAGGUCAGGAGUUUGAGCCCAGCCUGGGCAACAUGGUGAAACCCCAUCCCCAUUUAAAAAUACAAAAAUUAGCCAGACAUGGUGGCACGCCCCUGUGGUCCCAGCUACUCUAGAGGCUGAGGCAGCAGAAUCGCUUGAACCCAGGAGCAGGGGUGGAGGCUGCAGUGAGACGAGAUCACGCCACUGCGCUCCAGCUUCCGUGACAGAGCGAGACUCGGACUCAAACAAAAAAGGAAUGCUCUAAUAUAAUAUUCACCACUUUAUACGUAAGAAAAUAGUCUCAGAGAUACGACUGUUCUAAGCUUUCCAUAAAUCGCAAAUGGAGGGAGGAAGAUUCCAAAAUCAAUUCUACAACUCACAAAAGAAGGCUGUUACAGGUCAUGGGGCCACAGUCAGUGGUUAUAGACCCAGGCUGUAUAUUUGAAUCAUUUGGGGAACAUGAGAAAACGCUCCUGUCUGAGUUCCUCCUCCAGAGAUUCUGACUUACUCGGUCUUGGGUGCAUCCAGGCAUUGGGAUUCACAAAUGCUUCACAGCAGAAUUGUUCUCAGCAGAAUUGUUCUUCUAGUCAGAAUGUUGAAGGAUACAAACAUCCCAGCUUUGAUGGUAGCAGGAGCUUUUUAAAUGA
Molecule: messenger RNA, 1941 nt
Organism: Gorilla gorilla gorilla (western lowland gorilla)
Lineage: Eukaryota; Metazoa; Chordata; Mammalia; Primates; Hominidae
Exons: 3
Coding region: 2-1111 (369 amino acids)
Biological process (GO): sodium ion transmembrane transport; amino acid transport; nitrogen compound transport
Cellular component (GO): plasma membrane
Source: RefSeq, a predicted model, not a curated record